GUAAUUUUUAACUGUCAAAUUUCUUUUGUAUUAUAAAUCAAUAUUAAUUUAAUAACAUUAAAUUUACUAUAGGGCUUUCCGGUUGCUUUUGCUCUUAUGUCGAGAAAGACUACGAAGGCAUACGCAGCUUUAUUUGAAAAACUUUUAAGAAUUGAACCACAAUGGCAACCUGAAACCAUAAUAAUAGAUUUUGAACUAGCCGCUAUGGCAGGCAUUCAAUUUAUAUUUCCAGGUAUAAACAUCCAAGGUUGUUGGUUCCACAGCAGUCAGGCUAUUUGGAGGAAAAUUGGGAAUCUUGGAAUGAUUGAGUUAUGCACAAGUGAUCGUGGAGCAUAUGAUAUUGUCCACAUGAUAAUGGCAUUGCCAUUAAUACCGGGUAAUAAAAUAAAUGAAGGGUUUACAUCAAUACAAAUUUUUUAUGAAGAAAAUAUUAAACUAACAUUGUCAACCGAGAGUCAGGAAAAAUUUGAAACUUUUUUCCAAUAUUAUAGAACGACAUGGUUAACAGGUGAGUAAAAUAUGUUAUGUAUUUCAUA
Aphis gossypii (cotton aphid) is the source of this 536-nucleotide messenger RNA. RefSeq lists its product as uncharacterized. The transcript is spliced from 2 exons. Bases 97 to 516 code for a protein of 139 amino acids. The record is from RefSeq and is a predicted model, not a curated record. Lineage: Eukaryota; Metazoa; Arthropoda; Insecta; Hemiptera; Aphididae.